This is a messenger RNA of Orbilia oligospora ATCC 24927, 2811 nucleotides long. RefSeq lists its product as uncharacterized. The record is from RefSeq and is a predicted model, not a curated record. The transcript has 7 exons. NCBI's taxonomy places the organism in Eukaryota, Fungi, Ascomycota, Orbiliomycetes, Orbiliales, Orbiliaceae. The coding region runs from base 1 to 2811 and encodes 936 amino acids.
AUGUCUGAUCCGAAGCGGGUAAAGCUUUAUUAUAGUGAUCCAAUUGGAUCUGAAGAAGAGGAGGAGGAGGAGGAGGAGGAGGAGGAGGAGGAAGAGGAGGAAGAGGAAGAGGCCAAUAGCGAUCCAAAUGAUUCCGAGGAAGACUCUGUUGAUGAAGAGAACGAUAGAAAAGUCGUCAACCAUCUAAUUCGUCCCAGAGCUCCCGUGGAAGUCACUAUCAAUGAAGACAACGACGACGACGACGACUCGGAGAAUGACUUUGAUAGUGAAUUUGACAAUUAUGGAGUCGCUAGACGCCUGUGUAAAAUAAUGUUAAGCGGCGUCACUGAUGGCGAUUACCUUGGUGGUAAUAUAGCUUAUUCGAAGUCUUAUACCAGCGCUCCAAACCCAGGACUUGCGGCGGUGCCUUAUGGAAUAUUGCGUCUACCACUUUCGAGGCGUGAUGUUGAGGCAGCUGUUGGACUUACAAAGUUAUCGUUACCCGUUGACGGGGUGUUGGAGGUUCUUCCGGAUCUUAUUGAGAUUAGGAAUCCGGAUUGGAUUAAAUGGGUAGAGAAGGAAUUGCUACCGGAGGUAGUGAAGAGUUUGGGACUUGAAGGGAAGUCUAAUAUAAUACCCGCUUUUCAGGGGGUGAGAGUUUAUUCUGGUGGAGCUACGGCGGGUCAGAUGCAAAGCUUUGGGAAUGGUCAAGAUAAUAUUGGAACUUUGGAGGUUAUGCUUCCGAGUGAGUUUCUUGGAGGGGGGGUGGUAAUGAGUAGUCUUCAUGGGACGCAGAAGGUUGAGAGUGGGGGGAGGUCGGGGUUUGAUACUGUUGCUACUGCUUGCGCACCGGUGUCUAAUGGGUAUAAGGUGACGAUGGUGUACAAGCUUUCUGCUCGUAUUAGUCCGAAGCCUUUGGCAUCGAGAUUAUUUCCUUCCGGGGGGAUAAUUACCGCCGUCCAAGAUAUUGCAACGGCCGACGAACCCGUGGCAUACGCUAUGGAGUAUCAAGAGUAUACUCCAACAGACCUGGAGGAGAAAAAAUUCGUUGGUCUUGAUAGUACCUUGGUCCACCAUCUCAUCCAGGCGGUGAAAACAGUAGGCGGUCUAUCGCUUUACUGUGGAUAUAUCGUGACUACUUAUGAAUCAGGCGGAAGAGAUGUUCCGGAUAGUAUUGAAUAUUCAAAACUAGAUGGGUAUGAUCAUGUAGAUUUGGAUAUUGAUCGUAUGAAUAUGAAUUUUGAGUUGGAGGCUAUGGUACAUCUUGCUGGGUUUGAGAGGACGUUUGGGACGGAAGAUGAGACUUAUUGGGCGGGACCGAUUUUGACUUUGGGUCCGAGGUUGAGUGAGAUUGAGGUGGAGGUUGAUGGGGGUAUGGAACCUGAUGAUCCGCUUGAAGAGGAGGAUCCGGACGAGGAGUUUGAGAAAAAGCAUAUAUCAUGCUGUAUAUUUAUAUUUCCAACUUCGGCCGUCAGGUCGCUUAACUUGCGCACGAGGGCGCUCCUAAAUAGCCAGUCUUCGUGGCAUGAUCUUAAGGUGGCGAUUAACUCGAUUCCAGCGCCGCCAAUGAAUAAUCCGAAAUAUGUAGAAGCAAUCUGGGACAUUGUCGUCGAGGCUUGCUUGAUGUCGAAACCUUUUACGGAUGCGGAUAUAGAAGAUGCAGGAAACUUCCUCAAGGACAGCCUACGGGGGAUUUCUGCUGCGGAUUUACAGGGGGUAUGCGAUACAUUAGCACGUUCCAUGGUCUCUAAUAUCGAAAAAGAGGGAGAUUCUGUAAACAAGGUGGAACAAAAGACUAGUUAUAGUUAUGACUAUUACUAUUCUUCUCGACCUCGACCACCUCCUCCGAGGACAUAUACUAUUGUUGCCCAAAACUUCACGCGGAUGCUGAGGCUUUUCCCAUUCCAAAUUUCUGAGAUUUUCAUGCCUAGAUUUGCUAGGGUAUUGGGAUCGAAGUUCUUGGUCGUGGAUUAUAAUGUGGUCUUAGCGAUACGCUUGCUAUUUGAGCUCAUGUCUCAAGAAAAUGAGGGACGGUUUACUUCUAUCCUCCGAAAAAUAUUCGUACAGCACCCGAAUGAGAACUUCCGACGAAUGUUGGAUGCAGAAAUAAAAGCGCGAUCGACGCCUACAAUCUUGGAAAUCUGGGGAUCCUUAGCCUUCAAGAUCCAUGAGUACAUUGUCGAAGGGAUUCGCAAACGCUUUGAAUCAAAUUCGGAAUUAUGUUUCGCAUAUAUGGAUCACCAAAUCGCUGGGUUCGACGUCCCGGGUGGUUCGGCCGCCCUUGGAAGGGUACAGCAACUUGAAUGGCAACUCACAAGUUACUUUAAAAUCCUCCAAGAACUAGGGGAUCCGGAUUCAGUCAGGUUAAUCGUCCAAUUUCUGAGUGUUGUCAAGACAAAGGGUCAUAAACAAUGGGUUCUGGAGACCCUCAAGGGAGUCGCGCAUGAAGUAAAAGAACUUCCAAGUUCCUCGAUGCUUCUGCAAUCACAACCUGAUGUUAUCAAAACUUUUCUUGCAAACUACCAGAAUGCAGUUUUCAAUCUUCAUCCUAAAUUGAAAUCGCCACCCCUUACAGCGAGUUUAGCACUUCCGAAAAUUACCAUGGAUUUUCAGCGAAGGCAUAAUGAAGAUGUCGAGGAGUUUCGUACGGCUCUUGCGGUUAGGAGGAAUCUUCUAGCUGCAAUUGGUGUAGAGGUUGAUGAUGAAGGGCGAAUAAUUGGAACAGCUAAUCAAGCUUAUACGGGGAAUUCGUCGGCGGUUGCGCCGAACUUGGGGUUUGGGACAACGUCUGGGGGGGUUAAGAGAAAGGUUAUUGAUUUGACGAGUGAUUGA